GACCGUCUUUGUUGGUAAUAGCUCAAAUAUUACGUUGAUAAACAUCAAAAUUGCUGGACGGACAAAAACUUGGAGAUUAAAGUGACGAUUAAAUAAUUUGUUUUGUAAAAAGCUUGCAGGAGAUCAGGCUUGUUAGGUCGAUAAAUUUUGGAUUUUUAACUGGGUUCGUGGACAGAGGAUUAAGACAUCAGCUAGCCUAUGAAUCUUUUAAGAGAUAAUACAUGUUUUGUCGGAUUUAAGAGCCCAGCGUGUAACAGGUUCUUAUGAGAUUUUGUGAAUAAAUCUAUAUACUUCAAUUUAAAACUGUUGAUAUGACUUGACUUGUCCAUACGUAGGUGAAUUUCAUAUGUGAAAGUUUUUAAUAAAUGUUUUCAUAGAUAUUGUAACAUGAAUCUUUCAUUUGGAUUAUGGAUUUUAGUGCUUUAUACAUGAAUGGAUAUUAAAAUGGGAAGAAAAAGAUCAGUUGCAGGAAGGAAAAUGGCAGGUUUCGUAAAAAAGUGUCCGUGCCUUCGGCCACAGAUUGAGGAAGAUAUCCGAGAAUUAGAUUAUCGUCACUUUAGUUUAACUGAUGUCCCUGCUGAAGUUUUUAAUGUUGAGCGAACCUUAGAAGAUCUAUAUUUAGAUUCUAAUCAGAUAAGAGAUCUACCAAGGGAACUAUUUUAUUGUCAUGGGAUUAGAAAGUUAAGCAUCAGUGAUAAUGAGAUUACAAAGAUACCUCCUGCCAUUGCCAGUCUCAUCAACCUUGAAGACCUUGACCUUAGUAAAAAUGGGAUUAUUGAUAUGCCAGAGAAUAUCAAAUGUUGUAAAUACCUCAGAUGUGUAGAUGCCAGUGUUAACCCCCUCGGAAAACUGCCAGAGGGAUUUACUCAGCUGCUGAACUUGACCCAACUUUUCCUGAAUGACACUUUCCUGGAUUAUCUCCCUGGAAACUUUGGCAGAUUAUCCAAAUUGAAGAUUUUAGAACUUCGAGAGAAUCAUUUGAAGACAUUACCAAAAUCCUUCUCCAGACUUACAGAGUUAGAAAGACUGGAUGUUGGUCACAACGAAUUCACAGAAUUGCCUGAUGUGCUGGGAAAUUUAACUAAUCUUUUAGAGCUAUGGUGUGACCAUAAUCAGAUAACACAGAUUACACCAACUAUUGGGAAUUUGAAGCAGUUGAUGUUUCUUGAUGCAUCUAAGAAUAAACUUCAAUCCUUGCCUACAGAGAUAGAAGGCUGCACAUCAUUGGCUGACCUACAUCUGACAACCAAUCAGCUACAGUCUCUCCCAGACUCCAUAGGUAAUUUAGAGAAUCUGACGACAUUGAAAGUGGAUGACAAUCGCUUAGUAUCACUCCCCACAACUGUAGGAGGGUUGUCAUCAUUAUCAGAACUAAAUGUCAGUGCCAAUGAGCUAGAAGAUCUACCGGCCAGUUUAGGUUUACUACGUAAUAUUAGAACACUGUAUGCUGAUGAGAACUAUCUCACAUUUGUCCCAUCAGAGCUGGGCAGUUGUAAUGGUAUCACAGUCCUGUCUCUGAGGGGUAACAAAUUAGAAUACAUUCCAGAUGAAAUAGGUCGUAUCCCACGGUUACGAGUUCUGAACCUGAGUGACAACAGAUUAAAAUGUUUACCUUUUACUUUCGUCAAAUUGAAGGAAUUACAAGCACUGUGGUUGUCAGAAAACCAGACACGUCCACUGGUUCCCUUACAAUCAGACCAUGAUCCAGACACGGGCAGGAAGAUACUAACCUGCUACCUCCUUCCUCAAGAGCCAAACACUGAUAAUGGUGGUGACCAUGGUGGAGACACUGAUAGCUUUCAUCCGUCUAUGUGGGAUGAGGAACGUGAAAGACGUCAACAGAUACAUUUUGAAUUCAAUGAUGACGUGGGCGAUCAGGGUAAACUAAUAAGACAUCCAACCCCAUACCCUAAAGAAUUGAGAGAAAAAAAUAGACAUGCUCAAAAUUUUGCCAUGAGGAAAAGGAUGGUGGGAGGCUCAGUAACAUGGAGUGAUGGAGCGGAAAACAAAGCAUUUUCUGAUGGAGAGGUAUCUCCAACAGGAGGAGCUGAUCUCAAUGAUGUACAUGUCAGAGAAGCUAGAAUCUCCAAACCGUCAUCUCCGUCUUUACAUGAGACGCAUAGACUCUAUCGUUAUGAUAAAGAAAAGCUUGCUAAAGAUAAAGCUAGAAUGCACCACAGAGGGAAUUCAGCAGAACAGGAAUUGACACUGGACUUGUCACAAGUUAGAUUAUCUAAAGAGAGAGCAAAGCGGCAUAGUGGGGAGAUAACUCCUGAUUGUAAGCCUCCUCAAAUUCCCAUUAAAGUUCCAGGUAAAGGCAAAAAGAUAAAUGGAUCAGAAGAGGAUGAUGGGGGAUUUUCUGGCCGAGAAAAUUCUCGUCCUAAUUCAGCUUACGGAUCAAAUCCAAAUGUUUCGUCACAAAAUCAGGAUUAUUCAAGGGGCGGUAAACCGCAGCAGUCUCCAGGAUUUGCAUAUGCAUCUCCUAAUGAACUCGCCAAGUCAUUUUCUCAGUAUGGAUAUGCUCCAGUGAGUCAAUCACAAAAUAGAAAACAUCGAAGUCAUCGAGAUUAUGAUUCUGAUACGGGUUAUAGGAGUGAGUCUGGUGUGACGAGAUACAGCAGGCAGCAAAUGUUAGCACAGUAUGGUGGUAAUAGUGAUAUUACAGUGACUCCUUGUAAACCAAGACGUAAAGAUGGAUAUUCUAGUGACGUUGAAGGAUAUUCUCAACGGACACAAAAUACUGCUUACAGGGUGCAACAGCAACCUCUACGUAGUCAGUCUAAAUCAAAUAGUCUUCCUUAUAAUUUAAAUAGCAAUCCUCAAAAUAUGAAUAGAACUAAUCAAGCUGAUAUUGGGCAUAUGAAAACACAGGUAGAAAGUGCUAGUCGGACACUACUUGGUGAUAAUAGUGUAAGUCGGACUCCUCAUGGUGAAAAUGUGAAUCAAUCUUUACAUGGAGAAAUUCUAAAUCGGUCUUCACGUCCAGAAAAUGUGAAUCAGUCUCCUUAUGGAGAAAAUUUCAAUCGGACACCUCAAGGUGAAAAUGUGAAUAGGACUCCACAAAUGUCUCAUAAUCGACGUGUAGUUGUACGGAAUGAUGAUCUGUAUUCACAACAGUUGCAACACAAUAGUCAAAAAGCUGUUGAAAAUAAAAAUUUAUCAACUCUAUCCUAUCAGCCACCUUCACCAAGUCAAUUUCAUCACAGUAAAAUUAUAGACCAAAGUACCCCUGUCUCAUCUGACCCUCCAUCAGGAUUCACAUUUAAUACCUCAAGGUCAAGGUCAAAUAGUGCUAGUGGUAGUAAUAAUGAUGAUAAUGAAGUUAGAAAUUCUGAUUGGAGGAAAGAUAUGUAUAAUGAUAAUUUGCCAUCUCAGAAUUAUCAGAGAAGGACACAACAGAAUAGUUCUCCGACAGAUAGACCACCACCCUACAAACCUGCCCCACCCUAUUUGCAGGGGGCGGGGGCAGGGGCAGUGAGGAAGUUACCUCCUACACCAAGUAGGACUUCUCCGUAUGGUGUAUAUAAUUAUGACAAAAGGACUAGUAACUCACCGAUCAUGUAUCAACGAAUCAAUGAAGUCCCAAAUACUGAAAACUGUGAUAAACAUAAUGAACAUCGGACACAAGGUUACCAUGGUAACCAACAUCAAUCAAAUUAUCGUCAAAAUGACAUUUCUUAUGGAGAUAAUGUGUAUAGUGCUAGUUAUAUCACAAGUGAAAAUUUACGGACUCCAGAAAUGUCAAAACGAAGUAUGACUCCAUUAUCUCAGACCAACCCUGAGAGGUCAAGGACACCAGGGUCUGUUGUAGGUGAUGAGAGAAGAAAUUCUAGGGACUCUCCAAGAGAAUCAGGUUAUGGUAGCCGUGAACAAAGUAGUCAUCGAAAUUCACCAAAUGAUAGCAAUCAUUCUCAUAAACAUUAUUAUGACCCCUAUAAUUCAGGGUCAUCUUUUGAACCUGGUGAUAGUCGUAAUCCUAUGAUGUCAACAUAUGAUGAUGUUGAGAUGUACAAGUCUGAUGAUCCUCUCUCUCAGGUGUCACAAGUCUCUAGUUCUACUGAUAGUGGCUAUCAUCAGUUUCAUACAGAUCAAACUGAUUCUCCGUCUAAAUACUCAGGGUUUGGCAUGCCACCCCCAUCUAGAGCACCUCCAGAUCCAUCCUCAUACACUUAUUCAACUCCCAACGCAAAAGAUUUCCCAUCAAGGGAGGCAACACCUGAUCAUUCAUCAACUUCAUCAUCAUCUGUACCAGUGUAUACACAGAAUUCAAAGAAAUAUGAUAAGUUCCAUGUAGCAAUAACAAAGAAUCCAGGGUUAGGUUUUAGUAUAGCAGGUGGCAUCGGUUCCCAAGGGAACCCUUACAGACCAGACGACAAUGGUAUAUUUAUAACCAAAGUCUCGUCAGAUGGUCCUGCCACCUUGUCACUGAGACCAGGAGAUAAAGUAUUAGAGCAUGGGGAACAGUACCCACAUUUUGAUACUCAUUUCUUUUACCCUAUCACUGAGGACGAGAGUGAAUGGGCAAGAUUUUAACAAUGUUAAUCAUGAAGAUGCUGUGAACGUGAUGAAGAACAGUAAAACUGUCUCACUUUACGUGGAAAGAGAGUUUCUAUGACAACCGUUACCAAGAGAGUGUUUUAACAACCAUUCCGAAGAGAGUUUUUGGGAUUAUAGACUCAGUCAUUGAAGACAGAGAGUUUCCUAAAGGACAGUAUUUGUACUAUACAAGGAGAGAGUUAUUAUGAAGAAAACACCAUUCUUAGUAUUUUUAGACUAGAGAAAGCAGUCGGUCAGUGUUGUUAAAUCAACAGUAUUAAGACUGAAGUUGAAGUGUUUCAGAGAUUGACAAAAGAUGCUAUCAGAUCACCUGUGGUGACAGGGCAAGGAACUAUAUGGCCAGUCUAGGAACUAGAGUUUUUUAUAGGGUGUAGUAAUAGGUCGAAUAGAUCUUGUUUUAACACUUACAGUUGGCAGCAUAAUUAUAUUUUCUUUGUCUACCAAUCUUAUUAUUCGAUUUUUACAGUUGUUUUGUUGAUCACUCAUAACAAAAAUAUAUUUUAUGAUAUCAGAUGGUAUAAUGUAGGUUUAUAUAGGUGGAUGUUUUUUUGUUAUGUCAAGUUUUAAGGAAUUUAUUCCAUAGAAUAAAAUUUAAAGAAUGAAAAUUUUCUUAAUUAUUUGAAAAUUGGUUUAUUUUAUCAAAUAAAAGUGAAGAAAAACUCUUACUUAUUAAUAAAUGAACAAAGGGAAAUUUUAUUUACUUCAAUAAAUAAAAGAUACUAGUUGCUAAUAAAUAAUUAGUUCAGUGGAAUUUUAUGAAUCAAAAUUCUUUGGGAAUAAGGAGGAUUACAAUCUUAUUUUUACUAUUUUAACAGGUUCAGAAAAACAAGCAACACACUUAGUUCACCGCUGCAAUUUGCUUUUUCUUGAUGCACAAGAAAAAGGAAAAUUAGAAAAAAAAUCCUGUGCUAUUUUUUAUACUUUACCUAAAAAUAAAUUCAACAACAAAACUAUAAUGAUCGGACAUUUUUGAUACUAGUUGAACUUAGGAAUGAUGUUUUUUAUUUUCUCUGUGCAUUAAACUAUUGAAUCUCUGCUAAUAUGAGGCCGUCCAAAAUACAAAUAGGUUGUUUUAAAAGAUGUUAUGAUUGUGGUAUAUUAUGCAUAAUAUAUUUUUGUAAAAUUUUAUUGUUGUGGUUUCUUUUUAUCAGAGUAAGAGUAGAAUUGUUUGGCAAAUUUUGUAAAAUUUGAAUUUUACAAUAUUAUACAUUUGAACUAUAGAAACUAAUAAUUCAUUAUUUUGGUCUCUUCAACAAGCCUUUUGUUAGCCAAUAUAAUUCAGUGUUUUCAUAAUCUAGUGUAUAUGGGUAAUAUUUUCAAAGAGUAUACCAAAACAUUGUGAUUUGUCAAAAAUGUCUGAAACUAUGAAUUAAAAAAAAAAAUGGCAAAAGUUUUUCUUUUUGUGUUCUGGCAUAUGUAAGGUUAUUGUACCUUUAAUCUUUUAGCAUCUGAAUUAAAUGAAUUCUUUUUAAUAACUAAAUAUUUAAUUUCACAAAAACAAAUUAUGAAAUUUCUUCUCAGAAAAACAUUCAUAUUUCAUAAAGCUCAUUUGUAAUUAUGCCCCAUUUAUGGGCAUAAUGUUUUUCGGUCUGUACGUCUGUUUGUGCGUCCGUCCGUCCAUUCAUCUGUUCAUCAGUCUGUCUCUAUUCAGGUUAAAGUUUUUGGUCAAGGAAGUUUUUAAUGAAGUUGAAGUCCAAUCAACUUGAAACUUAGUACACAUGUUCCCUUUGAUAUGAUCUUUCCAAUUUUAAUGCCAAAUUAUAGUUUUGAUCUAAUUUCACAGUCCACUGAACAUAGAAAAUGAUUGUACGAGUGGGGCAUCCGUGUACUAUGGACACAUUCUUGUUUUAAACAUGUUUCCAUACAACUUUAUUUAUCAUUAUGACCAUGGUGGCAUAAAACAAAUUUUAUAUUUUCUGAAACAAAUUUAUGGUAAUUAUUUAUUUAUUAAAUGACAAUGGCUACAUUUACAUCAUAUUCAGGAUGUUUGCCGCGUAGUUUUUCAACUUUUCCUUGUUAUUUUGUACUUUCUCUCUGGCUUGUUCAUAGGUCAGGAUAUGCAGGUUUAAUGCAUAUCCUAUAAACUUACUUGGUAAAUAACCCAAAUAUUUCUCAGUAUGUUAAGAAAAUUACAUCUCAAAUACUAAAAUAUUAUUUCAUAUCAUGUAUAUUUGUUCAUGCACUUUAAACUUCAUUUAUUUCCAUAUACUUUAUAGGAAAAAUCCUGAGAAGUAUUUUAAUGUAUUUUUCAUGUUCUUUUGAAAAAAACAUUAUUUAUAAUUAACUAAUGAUCUGCAGCAAUAAACUUUAAAGUUGAUUUCAAUUUUCAAAAAGAUAUAUUUUAAAAAUUAGUUGUGAAAAUGUUUUUAUAUAUUUACAUAUUUUUAAUCCAGCUUUCAUAAACUAUUGUACAGGUAUACAUUCCAGUUGAUUUGAUAGUGAGACUGCUGUAUUUUUAUGCAUUUAAUUCAUUUUCUACUUGCCAAUCUACCUGAUUAAUAAAAUAUAUGCAUUUUAAUGUCAUAAAUAAUUUGUAUUUAUACAUUUUCAAUUUUAUAGGGAUUUGAAAUCUUUAACAUUAUCUUUUCUUUUGAUCUUUGUUGUUUUUAUCUAUUUUGCGUUGAAAUUUUGUGAAAUUGCUGGCAAUAAUUUUAAGACCAAACGUUUUAUCUUCUUACAAUUUUUAUGUGAAUUUAUAAUCUACCAAAAAAGUUACAAUGAAAUCCUAACUUUAUAGUAGUUUUUUUAAAUUAUUUAAUUUUUUUUAUUACAGUGUGUUUUGUUUUUUUAUAUGCUAAUUUAUAUAUCAUUCCCAAAAAAUUGUUAGGAAAAUGGAUUGAAUUUUAACUUCCAAGUUUCUAUUAAAUUGAUAGAAAUGAAGAAGCUGCCCAUUUUAAAUCAGUGAUUUUUAUCGGCUUUGCAUGAUAGACGGUUCAGUUUAUUUCCUUUUUUAAUGAAAUAUAUAUUUAGUUAAUGUAUAUGUUAAUGGGAAUUUUUUUCCAAAUUCAUUUUUUAAUACCCUCAAAGUUUUUAAAAAUACAUUUUGUUCAGUUUUCUAAUGUAUUAUAAAUUUGAAAAACAGAAUAGUUAUCCUCUGCAUGUGUUUAUAAAUUUUUUUUUUAAAUUUCUAACAUCAAAUUAAGAACGUUCUCCAAAAAAAAUGUUGUCUUCAUUUUAAUCCAUGUUUUUGUUUUGCUAAUUUAAUUAUUUUGUUUUGUAACUAAUUUAUUGUUGUAAAAAAUAUUGUUAAAAAUUUUGCAUUUGUCAUUCAUUUGUAAAUCCAUUAUUUCAUUGAUCAAAAUACGGCAAAUGAAAUUGUUAUGUAAAUUGAGAAUAAAAAACUUGAAGACAUA
This is a messenger RNA of Mytilus californianus (California mussel), 7910 nucleotides long. RefSeq names its product erbin-like. NCBI's taxonomy places the organism in Eukaryota, Metazoa, Mollusca, Bivalvia, Mytilida, Mytilidae. The transcript has 23 exons. Gene Ontology annotation, biological process: neurotransmitter receptor transport, endosome to postsynaptic membrane; neurotransmitter receptor transport postsynaptic membrane to endosome. Bases 433 to 4533 code for a protein of 1366 amino acids. Gene Ontology annotation, molecular function: protein binding. Gene Ontology annotation, cellular component: adherens junction; postsynaptic density; postsynaptic membrane. The record is from RefSeq and is a predicted model, not a curated record.